UAUUUGCAUGCGUCGGACGCGAAUGUGGCACGUAGCUUUGAUAAGGAAGUAAGAGCGGAGCAGCGACCAAGAGAGAGGGAAAAAAAAGUCUUUCGACGAGCACGACGACGAAGAAGAAGCGGUGAGCAGCAGCGAGUGUUGGCCGCGCCAUGAGUAAGCAAGGUUCAGGUUCUCAGCAACCAAGUUAUCCAAGACAGGCAAUGGCGGUGCCACCCCAUUAUGUUGCUGCUGCCCAUUAUCCUCAGCCGCCACCUUAUUCUGGCCCAUCUCCAGCUUAUCUGCAGGCUCAACAACAGUUAGGAUAUGUCCAGGCUUCAUCUGGCGUGAGUGCUGGCCGUCCAGGUGACUAUUAUGUGCCAGUCACUGCCUCGAUACAAAUGAAUGGAGGCAGGGCCGUCAUGCCUGUGGGGUACUAUGUCGUGCCACAAAUCAUCCCUCAACAAACUGCUAUGAUGGCGGAAGGAAGAUAUGAUGCUGGUGCCAGAUUUGGGACAGGAGCAUCUCUCAAUCUCCCGCCACCACCACCUGGUUGUCCUCCCAGCGCAGCUCAGCUCGCAGCCAUGCAGGGUGGCAAUGUCGUCCUAUCCCAAAAAAAAGGAAACUGGGUUUCCGGAGGUUCUGAUGGUGGUUACACUAUGUGGUAAUUAGAUGAAAGCCCGAACAAGAACAUGCAGUGGAAGAAGCAAUUAGCUGUGCCAUUUAUUUAGACCAGUAUUGGGUGUUUUGCAAUUGCUUAGCCUUGUAGUAUCUUUUAAAAGCAUUUUCUUCAAACACAUUUUUUGGGGGGGGGGGGGGAAUUGUUGCCUAAUGCAACAAAACAGAUUGAAUGGUGGAGAAGGGGAAAGAGAUGUGAACAAAAAUUUUUUUUUGCUUUUUGUGUUUAAGAAUUAAAACAAAGAAAAAUCUAAACAAUCAAUAAGUAGCGCCAUUUAAGAUGAUUCGGUGUUGACAUGUAUCAGACAGCGGCACUAAGAUCACAAACUGCUGUGUCUCAUGCUAUAUUUCUGUGCUGAUUUGGCCAUGGCAGACAUAUGCAAGUAACGUCUGCACAGUGAUUGUAUGCAUAUUGCUGUUCAACAAGAAAAAUUAAGUGAUAAAAUGUCUUUUAGUUUUAUUACAAAAUGCAAUUUUGGUGGAUAUUAAUGCCAUGUCCAGUGGAUUUAAUUGCGCUAAUUACUGAGGUCUGAAAGCCUGAGCUUUUUAUAACAUGCUAAGUGCACCUGGAAUCUUUUCCUUGGUCUAAUUGCGCAAAUAAUAAUCAUUUGAAGGAGACGCAUUUAUUUCUCCUCUGCUCUGCGUACUUAUUGAACAAUCACAUUAUCGUAUUUUGCUAUCUGAUUUUGCCCAGACUGUCAAAAGCAAUGUUUGUGACAGUGCUUUUGGCAGCUCGCUCAAAUCUCUCGAAGAGUACUUCAAUUAUUUAGUUUCACUAUCUCCGCCAGUCUCUUGGCUCUUUCGUUAUCACAGAUUUCACUUUGUGCUUUGAUCCCAAGGGGAGCAGUGUUGGCCAAUAAUUUGAACUUCUAAAGUACACUGCUGAUUUGAAUUUGCUGUUUAAAAGUCGAAGCGACAAUUCUGAAAAUCAACGGCCCACUUUUAAAGUUGGGAAGCGCAACCUCAGUAAAAGGACCCUGAGAUCUUUGGAACUGUCACCAGUACAAGCUUGUGUUGUUCUGCAUAAUGUUUCCUGUAACCCAGAUGCUUUGUUUUCUUUCUGCUGUGUACAAGAAGCUGGCAGCUUUGUGUGGCUAAAGAUAAAAAAUUUAAGCUUGCGUGUUAUAGAAAUGUAAUCUUGGUCAAUUAGAGAGUAGGCACUCAUGAUUAAACUGUAUUGGAUAAAUGUAUUAAAAAAAAUUCAAACUUUAA
Molecule: messenger RNA, 1866 nt
Organism: Amblyraja radiata (thorny skate)
Lineage: Eukaryota; Metazoa; Chordata; Chondrichthyes; Rajiformes; Rajidae
Gene: dazap2
Product: DAZ associated protein 2
Exons: 4
Coding region: 150-644 (164 amino acids)
Source: RefSeq, a predicted model, not a curated record